Messenger RNA from Pterocles gutturalis (yellow-throated sandgrouse), 1383 nucleotides. RefSeq names its product serine/threonine kinase 17a (gene STK17A). The transcript is spliced from 6 exons. Gene Ontology annotation, molecular function: protein serine/threonine kinase activity; ATP binding. The annotation marks the transcript as partial. Gene Ontology annotation, biological process: positive regulation of apoptotic process; intracellular signal transduction; protein phosphorylation. NCBI's taxonomy places the organism in Eukaryota, Metazoa, Chordata, Aves, Pterocliformes, Pteroclidae. The record is from RefSeq and is a predicted model, not a curated record. Gene Ontology annotation, cellular component: nucleus.
AGGGAAAUUUGCAGUGGUGAAGAAGUGUAUCGAGAAAGACACUGAAAGAGAGUUUGCAGCAAAAUUCAUGAGAAAAAGAAGAAAGGGCCAAGACUGUCGGAUGGAAAUAAUUCAUGAAAUUGCAGUCCUUGAGCUGGCGCAGUGCAACCUUUGGGUCAUUAACUUGCAUGAAGUUUAUGAAACUGCAACAGAGAUUAUUUUAGUCUUGGAAUAUGCUGCUGGAGGUGAAAUCUUUGACCAGUGUGUGGCUGAAAGAGAGGAAGCCUUCAAAGAAAAAGAUGUUAAACGACUUAUGAAGCAGAUCUUGGAAGGAGUUUCAUUCUUGCACAGAAACAAUGUGGUUCAUCUUGACUUAAAGCCCCAAAAUAUUCUACUAACCAGUAAGUCCCCUCUGGGAGACAUUAAGAUAGUAGAUUUUGGCCUUUCAAGAAUAAUGAAGAGCAGUGAGGAACUACGAGAAAUUAUGGGAACUCCAGAAUAUGUAGCUCCUGAAAUUCUGAGUUAUGACCCAAUUAGUACAGCAACCGACAUGUGGAGCAUUGGAGUACUGGCAUAUGUUAUGUUAACAGGGAUAUCACCUUUCUUAGGGGAUGAUAAACAAGAAACAUUCUUAAAUAUAUCUCAAAUGAACGUAAGUUACUCUGGAGAAGACUUUGACCUCAUAUCAGAGUCUGCUGUGGAUUUCAUCAAAACUCUGCUGGUUAAGAAACCCGAGGACCGGGCAACUGCUGAAGAAUGUCUUCAACAUCCGUGGUUAGAACAAAGCAAUAAUCCUGCUUGCAGGGCCUGGAAUAAGAUUACAGGAGAGGAGACCGGUGGUGUCACCCAGAAAGAUGCAGAUUCUGCCUCUGAAAAAUCAGUAGAUGCUGAGAAAACUGAAGAGGAAGAAUCAAUAGUGACAGAAGAACUAAUUGUAGUGGCUUCAUACACACUGGGACAAUGUAGGCAGUCAGAAAAAGAAAAAGUAACUGAGCAGAAAGCCAUUUCCAAACGAUUUAAAUUUGAGGAACCAUUGCUGCAAGAAAUCCCAGGAGAGUUCAUUUACUGAACUGUGUGGAGCUUCAUAGCUGUAACCGGAAGGCAACAUUUGCUACUAAAGUGAACCUGUGAUAUGCAGUAAAUGUUCUAGAAAAAAGAAAAUGUUGAUAAGUGGCAUCCAAGGAAAAUGUGCCAAGUUUUUAAUUUCAUGGAACAGAUAAAUAAGAUUUCAAUUGGCUGACAGGAAUUUAACAAAUAUAAAAGUUUAUUUUUGUUUGUAAUUUUUAUUUCUGUUUGAGGGGGUUUUUUUUGUGGCUUGAUAGCAGAGUUUUUGUUAAUUGCUCCAGUGUUCUGGACAAGUUGAUGUUGGAAGUGUUUCAGUGACAGAUGUCAAGAGGAGUAUUU